Coniosporium apollinis CBS 100218 is the source of this 1272-nucleotide messenger RNA. Its product is annotated as phosphatidylinositol glycan, class U. Gene Ontology annotation, biological process: protein localization to cell surface; attachment of GPI anchor to protein. Gene Ontology annotation, cellular component: membrane; GPI-anchor transamidase complex. The record is from RefSeq and is a predicted model, not a curated record. Bases 1 to 1272 code for a protein of 423 amino acids. Lineage: Eukaryota; Fungi; Ascomycota; Dothideomycetes. The transcript is spliced from 5 exons.
AUGGCUAUUGACAAGCAAAAGGCGCUUCUGUUCGGCGCCGCAGCAGCCAUCCGUCUGCUCCUCUUUGCGGCAUUCCCUUCCUUGCCAGAUCUCCUGACCGGCCGCGUCGAAAUAUCCACCCCAGUAACGAGCUUUAAGAGGUUACAAGAGGGUCUCUUCCUCUACACGCAUAAUGUCUCUCCUUACGACGGCGGCAUCUUCCACCAGGCGCCUCUACUAUUGCCACUCUUUUCCUUGCUACCGGAUAUUCGAGCACAUCCGUUGGCGGCCAACCUCCUGUACAUACUCGCGGACCUUUGCAGCGCCAAUGCGUUAAUGCAAAUUGCUGAGACUGCCGAGUCGGUCUCUUCACGCCUGUUCACAUCACCACGGAAAGAGCUGCGGUGGAGUAGCACGGCAAUAGCAGCAGGGUUCCUCUUCAACCCGCUCACAAUCCUUACUACCCUUGCUCGUCCCACCUCCGUCUUCACCAACACCUUCAUCCUCCUGUCGAUCGCGAAAGCCUGCACUGGCUCCGCCAUGACAAUGAUCAUCGCCCUCUCCAUCGCCUCCUACCUCUCGUUCUACCCCAUCCUGCUCUUCCCGCCGCUCGUCUUCCUCUGCUACGACGCUGAAGCCCGCCGCUCGCCCAAGAACCCUCCAAACCCCUGGAACUUCUCGCUCUUCCACCUCUCCGAUCUCCUCGUCACUACUGGCGCGCUGCUAUACGUAUCAUACCUCCUGACCGGAUCAUGGGAGUUUAUACCAAGCACCUACGGCGUGCAGCUCCUGCUGCCUGACCUGACACCCAACGUCGGGCUGUGGUGGUACUUCUUCAUCGAGAUGUUCGACUCGUUCCGCGAGUUCUUCCUCGGCGUCUUCUGGCUGCACAUGGCGUCUUAUGUCGGCGGACUGAGCUUCAGGCUCCGGAAACAGCCGCUGUUUGUCGUGGUCAGCUUGCUGGGCAUCUUUGCGGUAUUCCAGCCGUAUCCGAGCAUCGCGGAUGUCACUUUGUAUCUAGGGCUGCUGCCGCUGUAUAGACACGUUUUUCCGCUAAUGCGCUACACGUUUCCUGCCGCCUCGGCCCUCCUCUACGCCACCUUUCUCGGCCCGGCAUUCUAUCAUCUAUGGAUCUACGCCGGCUCGGGGAACGCCAACUUCUUCUAUGCCAUCACUCUUGUGUGGAGCCUGGGUCUCUCGAUCAUCAUCGCUGACGCAUUGUAUGCUGUCUUGCGCGACGAGUGGGAAGCCGAGAGGCCGGAGAUGAGGGGGAAAGAUGUUAGGCAGAUAUAG